AUUACUCACCUCUCUUCCUUGCUCUCACUUGUACCCUACACCCAUCUGCACGAUCACUUUAACGACUACUACACGACAACAUGUUGAAGAUAUGGAGCAUGAAGAAGAAUGAGGACGCGAUGGCAAAGAAGAAGCCGAAGACGAGCGCUGCUCAAAUACGAGUGCAGAAAGAUCUCACAGAGCUUGACCUGCCGGAGACGAUGCGGACCGAGUUUCCUGACCCCAAUGAUAUCCUAAACUUCACUCUUAUCAUCACUCCGGACGAGGGCAUGUACAAGAGCGGCGCGUUCCAGUUCUCCUUCAACAUCAACACCAACUACCCUCAUGAGCCACCAAAGGUCAAGUGCACACAAAAGAUCUAUCAUCCAAAUGUUGAUCUUGAGGGAAACGUCUGUCUCAACAUUCUUCGAGAAGACUGGAAGCCCGUCCUUAACCUGAACUCUGUCAUGGUUGGCCUCCAAUAUCUGUUCCUGGAACCUAAUGCAGAUGACCCGCUAAACAAAGAGGCGGCUGAAGAGCUGAAGAAGAAUCGGGAGCAGUUCAUGUAUAACGUGAAGGCCUCGAUGAAGGGAGGCAACGUUAAGGGAGUGCAGUAUGCCAAGGUGAUCGUGCAGUAAUACGCUUUGUCUAGACAUGCAUAGAGCAGUGACUCAUAUCUUCUUGUCAUCUACACAUGAUGGAACGUUUCGGUAUUAAUUUCAUUCAUAUAAAUC
Coniophora puteana RWD-64-598 SS2 is the source of this 713-nucleotide messenger RNA. RefSeq lists its product as uncharacterized. The record is from RefSeq and is a predicted model, not a curated record. Lineage: Eukaryota; Fungi; Basidiomycota; Agaricomycetes; Boletales; Coniophoraceae. The transcript has 6 exons. Bases 81 to 617 code for a protein of 178 amino acids.